Ictalurus punctatus (channel catfish) is the source of this 4132-nucleotide messenger RNA. It is a transcript of the gene hip1rb, whose product is annotated as huntingtin interacting protein 1 related b. NCBI's taxonomy places the organism in Eukaryota, Metazoa, Chordata, Actinopteri, Siluriformes, Ictaluridae. Gene Ontology annotation, molecular function: phosphatidylinositol-3,4-bisphosphate binding; clathrin light chain binding; clathrin-cargo adaptor activity. The transcript is spliced from 32 exons. Gene Ontology annotation, cellular component: clathrin-coated vesicle; actin cortical patch. Bases 259 to 3453 code for a protein of 1064 amino acids. Gene Ontology annotation, biological process: actin filament organization; clathrin coat assembly; endocytosis. The record is from RefSeq and is a predicted model, not a curated record.
UGGGCUGUCACCCUGCGGUUCUCUGGGUAAGAGAGCUGAGGUGCACAAUCAGGCCGAGCGUUUUGAUUGCAGGGACAGAUUUCAAACCGAGAAGUUCACGGACAUCAUUUCUGAAGCCAGGACACGAUCAGAGACGAUUCCUUACUCACGAUCAAUUAUAUAGGCGAAAUUACACCUGCUUCGUUGUCAAACUGUAAUCUAGGAAUUCUCACGUCGGCGUAAGAUUCGUGGAGGAAGGAUUUUGGUCUGCAGUGAAGGAUGAACUCGAUACGGCAGGUGCCAUCACGGGUGAAGAGUAAACUGACGGAAACUAGUUUAGGAGACGAAAGGGAGCGCUUCGACAAGCAGCAGCUCAACAGCAUCAGUAAAGCCAUCAACUCCUCCGAGACACCAGUAAAGGAGAAACAUGCCCGCAGGAUUAUCUUGGGAACUCACAGGGAAAAGGGGGCAUACACGUUCUGGUCCUAUGCUAUUGGACUGCCUUUGUCUAGUAACCCCAUUCUUAGCUGGAAGUUUUGUCAUGUUUUACAUAAAGUUCUACGUGAUGGCCAUCCAAACACACUACAAGACUGCAUGAGACAUUACAGUAACAUUGCGGAGACUGGAACACUAUGGGGUACCCACAGAGAUAAAUAUGGAUAUGGACAGCUUGUUUCUCAAUAUACCAAGCUCAUCUGCACUAAAUUGUCAUUCCAUACUACACAUCCUGAAAUCCGAGCCAACCUGGAAGCCUCAGAUGAAGUCCUGGAGCGCACAGCAGGGACAGACAUUAACAAUGUUUUCCAGCUCACAGUCGAGGUGUUUGAUUACAUGGAUACAGAGCUUCGUCUUGCUGAGAUGGUCCUACGACACCUCAAUACCUCCAUUGCCAUCUCAACCUUGCCAGCAGGGCAGUGUAAACUAGCACCACUUAUUCAGGUCAUCCAGGACUGUAGUCACUUGUAUCACUACACUGUCAAGCUGCUAUUCAAGUUACAUGCCUGUUUACCGGCUGAUACACUCCAGGGCCAUCGUGAACGGUUCCAUGAUCAGUUCCACAGUCUCAAGACAUUUUUUAAUAAGGCAAGAGACAUGAUGUACUUCAAAAGGCUUAUCCAGAUUCCAAGGCUACCUGAUUCCCCUCCAAACUUCCUUCGGGCCUCUGCCCUAGCAGAGCAUGUGAAGCCCAUGGUUAUUAUUCCAGAUGAGGAGGAGCCUGAGGAAGAUGAUGAGCCUGAACCGCUAAUAGAUGUCAGUGAAGCUUCUCCAGUCAGCAUGGCUUCCCAACCACAGGUUGACAUAUUUGAUCAGACAUUUGGGCCACCAAAUAAUGGCUUUGAUGACAGGGACCUUCAGAUUGAAAGGUUGAAGCAUGAAAUUGAGCUACUUCGAGCUGAGGUUGAGAGGAUCAAAGCUGAGGCUCAACGCUACAUCACUCAACUGAAAUCUCAGAUCAACAGUUUAGAGGCAGAGCUGGAGGAGCAGAGAGUGCAAAAACAGCGUGCCCUUGUAGAGAAUGAGCAGCUACGUAUGGAACUGGCGGCUACUCAACGACGCAAUGCAGAACAUGAGAUGACGCAAGCUACGUUUCUGGAAGCUGAGAAGAGGUCUCAAGCUACAGAGCUACGCUAUAACAAGCUAAAGGAGAAGCAUGCAGAGUUGGUAGCCAACCAUGCAGAGUUACUUAGGAAGAGUGCAGACACAGUGAAGAUGUUGUCAGCUACACAGCAGACCCAGGAGGAGGUGGCUAGAACUAAACAACAGUUAUCAUUUGAAGUGGAGAGGAUCAAACAGGAGUCUGACAUGAAGCUAGAGGAGCAAAAGUUUGAAAUGGAUAAAUUGAGACGAGAUUUGGAGGAGAAGAUUGGAGAGAUCCAAGCAAUAAAAGGGAUAUUACAGUCUAGUGAAAAGGGCAGUGAGCAGUUGAGCAACUCCAUAACUUUGAUGCAGACAGAAAAGGAGCGCCUGAUGCGCAAUGUGAGUGAGAAGGAGGCCGAGCUAUCCUCUCUGAAGCAGGCAGCCCAGCUGAAGGAGUCCUCUCUCCAGCAAGAGAGGGAAAGGAGCAACAAGGAGCUGGGACAACUCCAGGGAAAACUGAGAGAGAAGCUCAACCGUGAGGAGCAGUUGCAGCAGAAGUUGCUUGAUGAGCAGUUUGCCCUGUUGCAUGGUACAGUAACUGAGGCAGAAAUCAUCAUUGAGGAUGCUGUGGCCAAAGUGGAUGAUCCUUUGCAUAUCCGCUGCACUAGCUCCCCAGAUUACCUUGUCAGCCGUGCAGAAGCCGCACUGGACUCGGUGACUAAAAUGCAAGCUGGCCACUACCACUAUGUGAAGAAUAUGGAAGAUGCUGGGCCUCUGCUGAGGGCUCUGACUCAGUUUUCUCACCUUACUGCUGACACCAUCAUCAAUGGGAGCGCAACUGCGCACAUGGCACCUGUAGAUCUUUCUGAUCGAUUGAUGGAGAACUGCAGGGCAUGUGCUACUCAAAGCUUAAACUUUCUACAAGACCUGAAGUCUAAAGUUUCCAUAAAGAGUGCUGAUCCAGCGUCUGUUCGUGUUGUGAUUCAGAAGGUCUUGCAAAUUGCACAGGACCUAAGGCCUAAAGGAGUAGAUGUUGGAAGGGACGAGCUUGGAGACAUGGUAGAUAAAGAAAUGGCUGCCACUUCUGCUGCUAUAGAAGAAGCAGUGAGGAGAAUAGAUGAGAUGAUGAAUCAGGCCAGAAGAAACACUGAAGGAGUCAAGCUGGAAGUGAAUGAGAGAAUACUGAAUAGCUGCACUGACCUCAUGAAGGCUAUCCGUCUCCUGGUGUUGACAUCCACAGACCUGCAGAAGGAGAUUGUAGAAAGUGGAAGGGGUGCAGCAACAAUGAAGGAAUUUUAUGCAAGAAACUCUCGCUGGACUGAGGGUCUCAUAUCUGCUGCCAAGGCAGUAGGCUGGGGGGCAACGCAGAUGGUUGAUUCUGCUGAUAAAGUGGUGUUACACACGGGCAAGUAUGAAGAGCUUAUUGUCUGUUCUCAUGAAAUCGCUGCCAGCACAGCACAACUUGUUGCAGCUUCCAAGGUAAAGGCAGAUCGUGGCAGUAAAAAAUUGGUGAGUCUUCAGCAAGCCUCUCGCCAUGUGAAUGAGAUGGCUGCAAAAGUGGUAGCUUCCACCAGGACUGGCCAGGAACAGAUUGAGGAUAAAGACACUAUGGACUUUUCUGGGAUGUCUCUGAUCAAGUUGAGGAAAGAGGAAAUGGAGUCCCAGGUGAAGGUCCUGGAGUUUGAGAGCAUGCUUGAAAAUGAGCGCCUACGACUUGGAGAGCUACGUAAAAAGCACUAUGAGAUAGCAGGGGUUCCACUGGAACAGUUAGAGCAAGUUGAAGAUGCCCUCUCUUCAACAUUCCCCUCUUCCCCCAAACCCUCCAAACCUUCAUUAAUGAAGAAACCAGCCCUUGCUCAGAAACCAAACAUUCCUACAAAAAACAUGUUCAGGUAAAUAUCCCUUGGACGAACCUCAUCAAAACUGGAUCUGAAAUUGCUGGACAACCUUCUGUAAAACAGGGUUUUUAAAACUUGUACCCCCCCCCCCCCCCCUUCUCUCUAAUUCUUUUAUGUUUUAACAAAUGAAACAAGUUAAUUAUCAGCCUUUAUUAAGUACUGAGAAAAUAUAUUUUUUAAAUCUGAGCGGCAAACUAGUGAUGCAUAUCUGAUCCUGUAGAUUUUCAGGUAUUAAUAACAAUCAAAAACAGUCCUGUCUGAAAUAAUUCAAAUAAUUCAAAUUCAAAUUUUCAUUUGAAAUUCUGCUUGUAAGUCAAAGAUGUUAUAACAAGGCAAAAAACAUUCUAGUGGAUGCAGGGGUAGCUGGCCUCUGGGCCUGUAAUGAAGGAAGCCUGUUAAUACUAGAAAAUGCUUUUCAAUUUAGUUUAUUUUUAUUUGUUAAUUUUUUUUUGUUCUAUGGUUUGUCUGUUUUUUUAUUAUUAUUUGGGGUUGGUGUUUGUAGGGUAGACAUCACUUAUAACUGUCUUAUUUAUAAUAUUUGAAUUGAAUCAACAUUAUUAGACUGAAAGUAAUAAACCUCAUUAAUUAACAGCUAAUGUCUUUGUUAAAAGUCAUUAUUUAAAGCCCAUGUCAACUCAGUUUCAUAAUUAGCACCAUUAGCUUUAUAUAUAUAUAUA